AUGAGCAAUCAAGAUGAUAUUUCUACUCACCAAAACCCAGACUCUCUUCAGUCUCAAGAGUCAACAUCACUAGACGCUUUGGCUCAUGCCGAAGAGGUUGGUAUGCCGCUGCCGUCCUCUGAGCACGUGCGCAGAGAAAUGGAGGGUGUAUUGACUGCGGGGAGUAAUUGGUCCAAUACAAUAGAUUGGCACCAGUUAGCGGUUGCUGUGGUUGGGGCAUUGCUACUUACAAUGAUCAGACCAUCACGUGGUAUCCCGCUUGACACUGGAGACUCUCUGGGGACUGUAAAUGCAGCCAGGACAGUCCCAGAACAAGGAUUCACUCAAUGGCCAUUGGACACUCCUGGUGAUGGUAGGGUGUCGAACCAGGCGAACUCCAUUACUGCUCCCGGUAACAAGAUCCAUGAAGAGCUUUCUCCAGCAAUGGGAAUGGUGGAUUCUGAUGAUCACUUCCUUGACGAGGAAACUUCAUCCGGGGGCAGUGAUCACGAGCUCUAG
Molecule: messenger RNA, 498 nt
Organism: Tremella mesenterica DSM 1558
Lineage: Eukaryota; Fungi; Basidiomycota; Tremellomycetes; Tremellales; Tremellaceae
Exons: 1
Coding region: 1-498 (165 amino acids)
Source: RefSeq, a predicted model, not a curated record